This is a messenger RNA of Heteronotia binoei (common prickly gecko), 6289 nucleotides long. It is a transcript of the gene AK9, whose product is annotated as adenylate kinase 9. Gene Ontology annotation, molecular function: AMP kinase activity; ATP binding; ATP hydrolysis activity. The transcript is spliced from 41 exons. Bases 58 to 5796 code for a protein of 1912 amino acids. The record is from RefSeq and is a predicted model, not a curated record. Gene Ontology annotation, cellular component: cytoplasm. Gene Ontology annotation, biological process: AMP phosphorylation. Lineage: Eukaryota; Metazoa; Chordata; Lepidosauria; Squamata; Gekkonidae.
ACUCACAGUAAGUGGUCUCUGGGUGGCUCACUAUCCUACUCUCUAUUUGCGUACUCAAUGUUGAUUCGUGCAGAUUUUCUAGAAGGUGUAAUGAUGGCAUCUCCUCAAGAAAAGCAGUCUUAUCCCUUUGUAGAUAUAUAUGAUGAAGAUGAAGCUGACAAAGAGUUUCUUAUGUCUAAGCCUACCUGCUUCCUCAUCCUUGGAAAACCAGGAAUUGGGAAGAAAACACUGGCUACAAAAAUAGCGCAGAUUUGGAAAUGCACACUCAUAGAUGUUUUUGAGCUUAUAGAUGAGAAUGUAUCAGCAAGAACAGAAUAUGGAGUCAAGCUUAUGGAAUUGUUAUAUCAAGGCCAAAGUAUUCCUGAAGAAUUGAUUGUAAAGAUGUUUCUGCACAAAAUUGAAAGUCCAGAGGUUUCUCACUUCGGCUACGUUCUCUGUGAUUUUCCUACUCUUUCUGAGGAAUAUAUGACUAUAACAGAACAGAUAGAAAUAAUUAGAAAUCUAAAAUUAAAACCAGAUUUCUUGAUUAAUAUUAAGUGUCCUGACUAUGAUUUGUGCCAAAGACUCUCUGGACAAAGACAGCUUUAUACAACAGGGCAGAUAUUUCAAAGAGAACAAUGGGAUCCUGAUAUUAUUGAAAAACGGAAGAAAAAGAAGAAAGAGCCAAAUAGAGCUGGAGAAGAAGAGGAGGAAGCAGAAGAAGAGGAGGAGGAGGAGGAGGCAGCCGAGGCAGCAGCAGAUCUGCUUAUGCUGACGGAAAUUUUACCUCAUUUGGUUCAGAGACCAGAAGAUUUUUUAGAAAAUGUACAACGGAAAAUUGAUCUGUACAGGGAUACUGUGCUACAUCCUUUAGAGGAAUUAAUGGCCGAGCAGGAUUCCCAAUAUCUUAUUGAACUUGAUGGAAAUAAAUCUCCAAAUGAACUCUUUACAUCAGUAAUAUCCCGUCUUCAGUCCAUGGGCCUGAGAAAUGGAGCUCUUAUAACCAGACUUCACAGUGCAGAGGAAGAAAUGCUGGAAGGAGUAGAAAAUGACGAAAUGUUUCGGUCUCUCGCAGCUUACAAACUUGUAGCACCUAGGUACAGAUGGCGGCGCAGCAGGUGGGGACGAGCAUGUCCCGUGGCUUUAAAAGAUGGUGAAAUUGUCAUGGGAUCACCAGACCUUGCAGUCAGCUUCUUAGGCAAGAUGUACACACUUUCAACUGAGGAAGCCUUGAAAACAUUCAUGCUGAAUCCUCGCCCCUACCUGCUACCACCUAUGCCACUUCCACCUUGUAAAGUGAUAGUCAUUGGACCUCCAUUUUCUGGGAAGUCAACCCUGUGUGAGGCAAUUGCAAACUACUACACAGGAAAGGUUCUUGAUAUGGAUGUUCUUCUUAAGGGACAUUUAGAAGAAGCAAGAUCAAUACUCAUAGAGCAGACUCGUGCUGAAGCAACAGCAGCAGGCAUUGCCAAAGUGAAAGAAAAAAUAGAAAUAGAACGACUAUACAGGGAGCAAGCUGCGUUUAGUGCCCAGGAGGCAUCUAGUGAUAAGGAGUUAGAGGAUUUUGAAGAGAGUAUCCCUGUUGAUGAAAGAAGUUCCUCAGAACAACCUUCUGCUUCAGCAUCUAGAAGCCAAAGAGAUGCUACCUCGGAAAGUACCAUAAGAGAAGAGGCAUCGCGAGAGUUUUCCACAUCCCAGAUAGAAGAGCAAACUGACUCAUCAUUACAAACGUUAGAUUCAAAUGUAAGUGCCAACCAUCCAGAGGUUCAAGAUAUAGUAGAUAAAGCAAUUGAAGUCGUACUGCAGUCACCCAUAUUACUGCCACCAGAAAUAUAUGUUACUGUAUUAGAAGAAGCCAUUAUAGAGCUCACUAAAUCAAAUCUGGACAGAUUUGUGGGUGCUCCACUGAAUGGAGGAUGGGUAGUGGAUAAUUUUCCUCCAUCAGCUGAACACUGGGCAGUUUUGACAGAAAAAGAACUUCUACCAGAUAUUCUGAUUUGUUUGAAGAAUGUUGAACAAAAUGGAAAGUGUUUAAUGAAUAGACUAUAUGUAGCAAAUAAAGAUGAACUUGAUGCUAAGAUUCUAAAAAGACUAACAGAUGAAGCUUUAAAGCGGAAACAGGAGGAAGAAGAAACAAGGAAAGAACUGCAAGAAAUGUUGAGGUUAGAAGCUGAUGAAUCAGUUGGCGAAAGAGAUGUACCCACAGGAUCUUUUGAGGAACUACCUGUGUCUGAACAAGACCAGACAGAACAAUCUAUUGAUUCUGCUGCAUCUGAAGAGAAAAAAUCUAAAGAAUCAGUAGUAUCUCAGCAACCGAAGCCUGUACCAUCUGAGAGUUCUAAAGAGCAGUCUCAAACUGAGCCAGAAUCUAAAGAAUACUCUGAAAGUGAAGGAAUAACUGAGUUGCAAUCAUCUGAACAGCUGCAAGAAGCUAAAGAUAUUGUAUCUGAGCUAGGAAUCAAGCUUCCUGAAUUUCCUGAGGAUGCUUUCCCAGAUGUGCCUGAAAUGGAGCCACUUCGAAACAAAAUCAGCCAUUUCAUGAAUCUUUGGCAAAAACUGGAGCCAUUUAUUGCAGAGACACCUUUAGUUCAGGUUGCUGAUAUUGAAAUUGAAGGACAAUCUCCAGAGGUGCUGCUUGAUCUAUGUGAUCGGGCCAUGAAGAGACCUCUUAAACAUCGUGGCUGGGAAAUAACUCAAGAAGAUGAAGAUGAAGAACAAGAAGAUCUACAGGCUGAAGCAGAUGCACUGGCAGAGGAGGAAGAGGAGGAGGAAGAAGAAAAUGAUGAUGAAGGUGAAGAAGAAGAAGAAGAAGAUGAAGAAAAGAUUGUUGAGAGGAAGAGGCACAUGGGAGACACAAAACACUUUUGUCCAGUGGUUCUAAAGGAAAACUUUAUCCUUUACCCAGGAAGUUAUGACAAUGGAGCCAAGUAUCAAGACAACUACUAUUAUUUUUCAACUCCAGAAAACAGAGACAAAUUUUUGGAAAAUCCUGAAGUUUAUGUGUCUCAUAAUGAGCCAUUGAAAGUCCCUCCUCUUAGGGUAUGUCUCUUAGGUUCACAUGGAUCUGGUAAAACGAUCUGUGCUAGGUGGUUAGCAAAUAAACUAGGAAUUUUCCAUAUUCAGUUUGAAGAACGCUUACAGGAACUGAUCAUGCUGAAAACUGGGGUCAGAGUUGGGCCAGAAAUUGAAGAAGAUGAUGAAGAAGAGGCUGCUGCAAUGCAAGAAAUGGGGGAAUCUACUGCACCUGUUCCUGGCAGUGCAACUGAAAUAGAUAUGACGAGUGAAGAGGAAAAGCAGUCUCCAGAGCAGAAAGAACUGCAAUUAACAGAUGAAGAAGAGGCAAUCAAGGCAAACUUGAUAGAAAAUGAAGCCCUGCCCCCAGAGGUGCUUGAUAGUAUUGUUCUUGAAUGGUGGACAAAGGAACCCUUUCGAUCUACAGGAUUUAUAUUGGAUGGUUUCCCUCGAACAGCAGAUGAAGCUAUAUAUUUAGCAGAGCGUGGACUUUGUCCAGACAUUGUCGUCUAUCUUGAAGUUGAAGAAGAUGACAUUUCUGAUCGAAUUCUUCCCACACUUUUGCAAAAAUGGCAGGAGAAACAAAACCAAAAAAAGGAAAAGAAGCAGCGUAUAAAAGAGCAGAAAGCAAAAAUGAGAGAAGACCAAAUUAACAAAAGAAAGGCAGAACUUUUAGCAGUGCAAGCAAAAAGGAAACAGAAUGCUGCAGCUAGGCGUGAAAGUGAGGUUCUGGAUGAAGAUGAUGAAGAUGAUGAAGAUGAUGAUAUUGAAGCAGUUUUGGAAGAAGAGUUUCCAAAAGACGAGGAUGAGUCAGAAGAUGAGGAUGAGGAGCAGGAGUCUGAAGCAAUUGAACGCUUAAAACUAGAAAUUGCAGAGAAGUUUGAAGCCGAUUUGAAUAACAUUCAAACCGUACAGGAAGAAUUUGACAAAAUAUUGACACCUCAAGUAACUAUAGGAAGCAAGCGAAAACCACACAUUGUGUGUUACCAAUUGUAUAAAAAGCUAAAGGACCUAGUGGAAAAUCGUGAAAGCAUUUUUGAGAAAUGUUAUCCAUUAAGUGUGUCACUUGCACACAAAAUGAUAGCACUCUCUUAUAAACAUCUAAGCAAUUUUGGGGAAUGGGACCCUAUUGAGCUAAGUGAAGGAGAGACCAUCAAAUCUUUUCGAAGUCCCAACACUCCAACUUUUCCACUUAUCCAUCGAAACUCUAUUUAUUUUUUUGCAAGCAAAGAAAAUAGAGACAAGUUUAUGAAAAAUCCUAUCAAAUACAUUCGUCAGCCCAAACCUAAACCUACCGUGCCAGUCAAGAUUGCAAUAGUGGGGCCUCCAAAAUCUGGAAAGACAACAGUUGCCAACAAAUUUGCAAGUGUAUAUGGAUUAAAGCGGCUUUCCAUGGGAGAUGCUAUACGUAUGAUUUUAAAUGAUCAACCAGAUACUGAAUUAGCACUUAUGCUGAAGUGGCACCUUCACAAAGGAUUGACUGCACCUGAUGAACUUGCCAUCCAGGCUCUAGACAUUGCAUUGAUGGAUACUGUAUGCAAUACUUCAGGAUUUGUUAUUGAUGGAUACCCUGUAACAAGAAAACAAGUAAACAUUUUGGAAUAUAUGAAAAUUAUUCCUGUUAAAAUCUUUGAGAUGCAAAUUGAUGCAAAAGAAGUUUUCAGAAGAGCACUUCUGGAUAAACAAAGCGCUGACAGACCUCCUUAUCCACUACAUGACAGCUCUCAGAUUCUUUCUAUCAAGAAUUCAUGUUACAAAACACAAGUUGAAGAAAUCAGGCCCUACUAUGAAGUGCAACACCAGAACUGGUAUGCAAUCGAUGCAUUCCACAGCAAAUGGUGGAACUGGAACAAAAUACUUGAGGAAACACAGAUAAUCGCUAAACAAAUUCAGUUGUAUCUGGAAAGAAUAAGGCAAGGGAAAGCAGCAAGUAUUGCUGAUUUGUGUAUCACACCACAAGAACUGCUCUCUCGGUUGGGAGAGUUUGGACAAUACUGUCCUGUUAGCCUUGCAGAAAAGGGAGAACUUGUUGAUUGUUCUGUAACUCCUUCUCUGAGGUUUGCAGCAGAGUUUCGAGGGCAUUACUACAAAAUGGCUGGACAAGAAGAGCUGGAUAAAUUCCUGAAUACACCAGAAAUAUAUGUGCCCCCAUUAGCACCUCAUCCUCUUCCUCUCCCGAGUAAAUUACCAAAGAGACUGACUGCAACAGAAGUGAAGGCCUUAUUCCCCAUGCAAGCUGAAAUGCAAGGAUACUGUCCAGUCACUUACCUAGAAGGGAAGCAAAGGUAUGAAGCACUGGUGCCUGGUGACAUUGAAUAUGCAGUUCUGUAUUGCAAAAAGCUAUAUAUUUUUGAAAGUGAGGAAAAACUUCAGAAGUUUAUGAGACUGCCAGAAAAAUACUGGAAGCAAACACUGCCACAUAAACUUCCUCCCAAAAAGGAGCCAGUAUUGCUGACAGCUCUUCCCUUGACAGGAUAUCUUGAACAGGGGGUAGCAACAGCCCUAAUAAAAGCAAUGAAUGAAGUAGGCUGUUUAAAGCCAAAAUUCCCAUUCCUAAGUAUGAAAAAAUCUGCACUCCUGUUCGUAGCCUAUCAUUUGAAAGCAUUUAACCCCAGAAGCUCUGACUAUGUGCAAAAAAAGUACAAGAGGAAAUUGGACCGAUUCAUAGACAACUGUGAACUUAUCCCAUACUUAGGAACCAAAAUGACAAAGAAAUACAAAGAGCCUCAAAAUCGACCAAUUGAUUUUGACCACAAAUUACGGACCUUUCUGUCUCUCAGAGGUGUGGACCCAGCUUCUCUUUAGUUUGGAACAUUGCAUAGCAAUAAAAAGUCAAGACAGUCAAAUCUGAAUGCAAAAUUCUGAAUAGACUAACUUCUUUGAGUAGAUUACAAAAUGAGCUUCUGACCAGGCUGUCAGUUAGGCCUUUUCCAGCCGAUGUGGCUAACACUGAACUGUAUGUUUCAUGUAUUUAAACAGUUUGCCAACUGUUCCUGUCAGGUUUGCAAGAUUCUACUUCAUCCUAACCAAUCUUUACUUGGGAAAUAAGCUGCACUGAUUUCAGAGCACUACUUUUAAGUUUGUGUUAAUACGUAGAGUAUACUCCUUCAGCCAACACUAAAAGAAUACAUGUUUAAUUUUUAAAAAAAUGUUUUCAAGUGAUCACUCAAGCUGACUUUUCAAUCAAUUGUUGCUAUGUGCUUAAUCAUUAUGUAGCAUUUAAUUGAAUGCUUUUGGUUUUCAAGUUUUGUGUUCCUUUAAGUUUAUGAAAUAAAAUUUUUCAUUUUCUUGAAAUAAA